AGAAUGGACAUGAAGUUAACGGUUUCAUUUAUCUGGAAUCCUUAUUAAUUGCUUUUAGGACAUUAUCUAGAAAGAGAGCAAAGAGGCAUUCACCAGAUUCAGAGAGUAUUAGGUUGUUGUUAUUCAGUCACUAAGUCGUGUUGGACUCUGUGACUCCAUGGACUUUAGCAUGCCAGUCUUCCCUGUCCUCCAGGGAGGAUUCAACCCCAAACCCAACUUCCCCAGAAUGCCAGGAGUACAGGAGGGGAGUGAAGUCCGGCACCUUCCACCAGAGGCCCGAAAAUCACACGAAAUACAUCAACUCCUCAUUGUCCGGGGAUCUGGGGUCCCAUGGGUCCAGGUGAUCUCCCAGGGUGACAGUGAGCUCAAACCAGGGCUCCUCCCCUUGCCAGCAGCUCAGGGCAGAAGGGUGAGGCCUGACAGCUCGCCAUGAAAUCAUGGCCCCAGAAGCACGGGGGGUCCCCCUCCCGGGGUGCCCCUCAACCCCCCCCAGCCCCCCGGUCAGGACCGUUGCUGUUCACAUGGUUUCUGAGACCCCUCUGCCACCCUCAGUUAUUUCCUUCCCCAGAUCUCCCCGUCCUGGGCCCCUGUCUGUUCUUUUCCCGUCUUCUCAGGUGUCCCCUUUGUUUUGGAAAAACACAAGAUGGGGCAGACAUGCUCUGUGUAACCGGACCCAGACGCCCGCCCCACGCCGCCUGUCCUGUCCUGUAAUCCUGUCCCCCCGCUGCAGCCGGGCUAAGAAGCGAGGCUCCCGGGCACGCUCCUCAUCACAACCCAGACCUUUCUCAAAACUGGUCAGCACCUCAGUUUCCCCCUCCAUCACGCAGGAAAAACAAACUGUUCUCCCCAGUCCUGUGUGUAAAACACUGAGAGGGGAAUUUCCCUGGCCCUUCCACUGCCAGGCACCUGGGUUCUAGCCCUGGCAGGGAGACUAAGAUGCUGCAAGCCUGGCAGGGUGCGGCCAAAAAAAAAAAAAAGCAAAAGACAUCGUGAGACGUGUUCUUGGGCAGCAGUUGAUUCUGAAUGGCGCUGUGGGUUGUUUUCUGUUCCAGCAGCUGCCUGCACUGAGCGUCUUUGUCCACAGCAGUGACCGCUUCUAGUCCCGGAGAAGCUGAAAUCCGGAUGGCCCCGCUCAGCCUCGCUGAGAGGGUCACGGAGGAGGGUCGCCUCCCUGACCUCCCGCUCUGUCCUUCUGCCCCCGCAGCUCGUCGCCGGCCCGGCAGCUCACCUUCCUGCACCAGGGCGUCCUGAGCAGCGUCUACUUGCCGGUGGGCGACCGCCCCAUAUCCUUGCUCCAGUGGCUGUUACAGCUGCUGACAUGGCCUCCAGAAACUUCUUCGAGAGCCUUUGGUCUCCUGUGGGACCUCAGCCUGGACGGGCUCUUCCGUCAGUCCGCAAGGCCGGCCUGAGCCAGAGUGAGCAACAGGACGCCCUCCAGGAGGUGGCCUUGGACAGCAGCCUGAACUACAUCUGUAAGUUCCUAACACUGUGUGCACUGGCCCAGCCAGGGGCCUACACUGACCAGAACCUUCUGGACUUGAUUGAGCUGCUAUGCCGAGCUGGCCUGGACACCAGACUCCGCCUGCUGCCCAAGACUGAUCUCCAGCAGCUUCUGCUCCAGCUCCUGGAGAACAUCCGAGAGUGGCCGGAAAAGCUCCGGCAGCUGUGCUGCGCCCUGAGUCGAGCAUCUGAUCACCACCACAACCUGCUGGCACUCGUGCAGCUCUUCCUGGACGUGACCCCGCGGAGCAGGCAGCUUCGAGGCCAGCUCAGCCUCCUGGUCAUGGCACGGCUGCUGAACCAGCAAGAGAGGCUCCCUCUCUGGCAGGAGAAGGCCCAGCUGUCCUCGCUCUGCCAGCUCCUGAGCCUCAUGAGGCCAUCAUCCCUGAGGUGGUACCUGGGCCCUGAGACCAUGCUGCCUGGCCAGGAGCAACAGCCAAAAGCCAGUGCCCAGCUCGACCACAAGGUCUGCUACCUGUGCCACAGCCUCCUGACCCUGGCCGGGGUGGUGGUCAGCUGCCAGGACAUUACUCCAGACCAGUGGGGAAAGCUGCAGCUGCUCUGCAUGCAGUUGGACCGCCACAUCAACACCCGUAUCCGGGAGAGCCCCCAGGCCAUGCAUUGGACCACACUCAAGGACCUAGCUGCCCAGACCCACACCCGCUGGCAGGAGCUGCUGGCACAGUGCCAGCCCCAGGCCCAGUACUUCAGACUCUGGGAAGGUGUCUAAUGGAGCAGGGCAAGGGUGGCCCGGUGCUCCUGGCUCGCAAGAACUGAACAUGGCCUAGGUAACGAGUCAUGGAGGAUGGAGGCCAGGAGAAGACCAACCAGCCGAAGCGAGCGCCUGCCUCCCCCGCUGCCCUGAGGCCCGCUGGGCAAGGGUUCUGCCUUGCACGUCUCCAUCCCUUCCCCAUUGUCUCUGCUCCCCAAGACCAUCGUCUCCAAAACUCUGGUUUCCCUGGGCCUCCCGAGCCCCCCAGCCACCAUCCUCCCCACCCUCCUCCACUUCUCCCUGUGUUGUUUAUGUGAGGGUUCUUUCUGCACACUAAAGUCUCAGCAUCAGUGGUUUAGAA
Bubalus bubalis (water buffalo) is the source of this 2573-nucleotide messenger RNA. It is a transcript of the gene FAM178B, whose product is annotated as family with sequence similarity 178 member B. The record is from RefSeq and is a predicted model, not a curated record. Lineage: Eukaryota; Metazoa; Chordata; Mammalia; Artiodactyla; Bovidae. The coding region runs from base 1319 to 2230 and encodes 303 amino acids. The transcript is spliced from 10 exons.